CCCAAACCGAGCUGCCUGAAAUGAGCAAUCGAUUCAUCCUCUCUUUCUCCCGAAGCUCUUCAGCUCUUUCACCCUGGAGCUCUUCAUUUCUCUCCGUCCUACCCGCCCGCCCCAACUGCAGGCCCGACUACCUCCGAACUACUGUAGACCCGAGCCUCCCACUUUACCUCCGAUUCACCCCAGGCCAGGGGGACAGGUCGAGGCCAUAACCCUGGGAACUUUUCACGCCAUCGCAGGUCUCAACUCUGCACACGGUUCUCUUUCAUACAGAGUUAUCGCUCCUAAAGUGGGGGAAACUAAGGAAAGGAUUUGGGAGAAGAUCCUGGGACCUUACAGGGACUGUGAGGGAAACUGAGGGAAGGGAGACCUGACUAGGGUGAACCAGAUCCGGAGGGAAAUGGGAUAUUGAAUGCAUUGAGCACCUGCUCGCUUCCUCCCAUCAUAUCAUUGCUAGAGCCAGUCUAGGAAGGGAAGACUCUAGAGAGUUCUCUCUCCCGCCUUCCUUCCCUUAGUCCCACCCGCCUUGCCUGGUCUUGCUUGCCUCCCUGUUUCCAUGACAACUCCAAGGGAGCCCAAACUGGGGGCUUGAAUGCCGGGGUGAGAGGAGGAGAGACGCAGUCCAAAGCGGAGAGAGACCGAGCGGGGUUACGUCUGAAGCGCUCCCCCUCCCUCGCCUCGGUCCCUUUAAGCUCCCCCUCUUGCCGCUCUACCCCCGCCCCCCGCCGCUGUCUUCAUCUCUCCAUCUCUGCGCUGCUGCCGGCUGGGCUGCGCAAUCCGCGCACCCAGACUCUGGCGCCAGCCGGGGACCCCGACUCCGGCUGCAGGGACCCUGUUCCAGCGAUACCGCAGGCAUGUCAUCCGAAAAGUCAGGUAAAAAAUAACAACAAAAUCUCCCAUCCUCUCCACCGUCUUCUGACUCUCCCCAACCCUUGGCCCAAACCCCCUUCCUUACCCCUCCCAAGCGGGUGGUUCUGUUUCAUUCCUUUUCUAUCUUGCGCUCAACGUUCCCCCUCCCCCGUCCCCAAUCCCUCUCCUCUUUCUAUAACCCUCUCUUCUGUUCCUUUCCUCCUUCCAGUCUCAGCCUCGGCCCCUUGCCAGCAACAGGGCAGGGGGCAGGUUGAGAGGGUGAGGGAAGUAGAAGAGUAGCUUAGCUUCAGCCAGGUACUGCAGGGAUAGCAUCACUGGGAGGGACAGAGGGACAGAUGACAUUGGCUCGCAUGGAGACAUACAGUGGGGAAAUAUGGAGACAUGAUCAGAUGGGGGUUAUCAGGGGAGUAAAAUCCAGAGGACCCUUCUUUAUCAGCCCUAAAAGAGUUACUGAGAUUCCCAGAGAGGCUAGGGCAUCCCUUCCCCACUGAAGGAACGGCAGAGUGGAACAUGUCAUCCUACAUAUGUUUAUACAACUGUCGGACUGAGCACAUGUUAACAUAGUGUUGCAUGUGUACACAUGUGCACACACAGGAGCAGCUCAGAUAGGCAAGUCCAAAGGCAGCCAAAAACCAAGGAAGUGGGAGAUUGGGUCUGCAGGUGAAAGCUGUGUGCACCUUGCUGAAGAAGGGAGAGGAGCAGAGGAGAGUUGUGACCUCAAAACUAGAUUGAAAGGAAGAAAGGGGGGGGACAGAUGGCCUAGAUACAACCCCUCUCCUGCCCCAAGAAUGAGACAUGAUUUCUCACCCAUUUCCCCUGACUGUCUCCAUCCCUGACCCUGUGUCUCCCCCUACCCCUCCUUAUCUCAUCUCUGUCUGUCUUCUCUCCCCAUACCUUCGCCUCUGCUCACCGCCUCCAGGCCUCCCGGACUCAGUCCCUCAUACCUCUCCACCACCCUACAAUGCCCCCCAGCCCCCGGCCGAACCCCCUGCCCCACCCCCACAGGCAGCCGCCUCUUCGCACCAUCAUCACCACCACCACUACCACCAGUCUGGCACGGCCACCCUUCCGCGCUUAGGAGCAGGGGGCCUGGCUUCUUCCGCGGCAACCGCUCAGCGCGGUCCCUCAUCCUCUGCCACUCUGCCGCGGCCCCCACACCAUGCCCCUCCAGGCUCAGCAGCCGGGGCUCCCCCACCGGGCUGCGCUACCUUGCCCCGCAUGCCACCCGACCCUUACCUGCAGGAGACUCGCUUCGAGGGCCCACUGCCCCCGCCGCCGCCUGCCGCCGCCGCCCCGCCCCCGCCGGCGCCCGCUCACACUGCCCAGGCCCCAGGCUUCGUGGUGCCCACGCAUACGGGGGCGGUGGGCACGCUGCCGCUAGGGGGCUACGUUGCCCCCGGCUACCCCUUACAGCUGCAGCCUUGCACUGCCUACGUGCCAGUCUACCCGGUGGGCACGCCCUACGCAGGUGGGACCCCUGGGGGAACGGGAGUAACCUCCACGCUCCCCCCGCCACCUCAGGGUCCAGGGCUGGCCCUGCUGGAGCCGAGGCGCCCGCCGCACGACUACAUGCCCAUCGCGGUGCUGACCACCAUCUGCUGCUUCUGGCCUACCGGCAUCAUCGCCAUCUUCAAGGCAGUGCAGGUGCGCACGGCCUUGGCCCGCGGAGACAUGGUAUCGGCCGAGAUCGCCUCACGCGAGGCCCGGAACUUCUCCUUCAUCUCCCUGGCGGUGGGCAUCGCAGCCAUGGUGCUCUGUACCAUCCUCACCGUAGUCAUCAUCAUUGCCGCUCAGCACCACGAGAACUACUGGGAUCCGUAAGGACGCCCCCGGCCCGGCCCCACCCUGCGCCCCUUAACCUCCCAAGUGCGUUCUGCAGUCACGCCGUGGAUCCAAUGGGCGCCUUGCACAGCCGCCUUUGGGGCCACCGGACUUCCAUAAAUCCUAAACUUGGCCUCCAUGGAACCUCUCGCCUUGCGGGCACGCUCCGAAUCCAGUUCCUCAGGAACCCCGAAGAAGCCCACACCCCCAGGGACGCCGCUUCCCGGGAUCCCCGCCAAAUGCGGGGCCCUCAGUUGCCCCAGGCCCCCACCCUCUCUAAAAGCAGCACCCCCAGUCGAGCUCCUUGGGUCUCUGCUCCGCAGCCUGGAGACUGUUCCCUAAAGCCCCGCCUCCUCUGUAGGCUCAGCCCCGGCUCUGACAAAACCCCGCCGCCAGGUCGGCAGGCUCCGCCUUCUUUUCUUCCCCGCGGGGUGAUUCAGUCCGGUGAUUGGGUUUGUGGCGCCAAGCCUCGCCCCCAGACCGACAAACUCCUCCCCUUCUCCCGGCGCGGGGGCCGAGGCCCGGGGUAGCCAGGACCCCACGCUCACUCCACUUUUUGCUAGUACAGUUUUGUCUCUCCUCCACCAGGGUCUCCGCCUAUUUUCUUGCUAAUCCCGGAACCUCUAUCUACUUUUGUGCUUUUUAAGAAUGAGAUUUGGGAGGUUCCGAGUUUAAGACCCUUCACCUUGGGAUGAAGAUUACGUCUCCGUUCUCUGUAAAUACUCCCACUUAUCCCAACCCCUGGGCAGCCGGGUAGGAGGGAACCCAGGGUACAGACCUCCCAAUGUCGGGAGGGAGCCGGCCCUCUCCCCACACCCCUUGGCGGUCUCCACGUUGUUCUGAUCUGUGUGUGAGUGUGUGUGAAUUUCUGAAAGACAAUAUUAAAGAGACUAAGUGGAUUUAUCACCCGCAA
Molecule: messenger RNA, 3601 nt
Organism: Equus caballus (horse)
Lineage: Eukaryota; Metazoa; Chordata; Mammalia; Perissodactyla; Equidae
Source: RefSeq, a predicted model, not a curated record